Messenger RNA from Marchantia polymorpha subsp. ruderalis, 3885 nucleotides. Lineage: Eukaryota; Viridiplantae; Streptophyta; Marchantiopsida; Marchantiales; Marchantiaceae. The record is from the annotation of a GenBank genome assembly.
AGAAAAAUAGAGCAGGGACCUGCCUCCCUCGUUCCCUCGCUCCCUUCCUCCCGACCCUCGGACCGACCUCGUGCAGCGUUCCCACUCGCUCAGAGUCGCUCUCGCAAUUCCGAUUCUCCCUUGCAGCCUCGAUCCGCAUAAAUUGCUCACUCCGGCCUUUCCUCCCCCUCCGUACCCUGCCUUCGGACUCGCCUCUUCCUCCCCCUCCUCUCCUCUCCUCUCCUCUCCUCUCUCUCUCAGAGCUCGGGAGCUGCAGCGGCAGUCUGUUCCCCCGGGGGCUGGCUCUCUCUCUCUCUCUCUCUCUCUCUCUCUCGCCGCUGGCCUUUCCCGACGAAACGGAGCCCCGUGAUUGGCCAGAUAAGCCUUAAGUUAGCCAGUAAGUUAAUGAAGAAUACGUAUUCUACUCUAAUCUACUCUGUAAUGUACAGUACAAUAUACGUCAAGAAGUGUACAGGAGAGGCUGUACAAUACAGUAGAGCGGCCGAGUGCGGGGUCGAGUGUUCCCGCCUUCUUGUCGAUCGUCUCGUCGUUUGAGCGCCGAAUGAAUCAUCGAGACCGCGGGACGAGGAUUUGAGGAUUCGAGGCUCGGAUUUGCUGCGCCUGGUCGCCGAUUCGGAAUUGAGGCGAGGGAGCUGGGCUGGGAUGGGAGAUUUGCGGGGCGCUUCGAGGAGGGAGCGGAGGGCGAGGCCCGAGCAGCAGUCACCGCGACGCAGCUCGUGGAGAUUUUCGGCGUGCUUUUGAUGUCCUCUCCAGUGGACGAUGGCCGUGCCACGAGUUUUGAAUGUCGCCGAAAAGCCCUCCGUUGCCAAGGCCGUGGCUGGGAUCCUUUCCCAUAAUCAGGUUCACGUUCGCGAGGGUCGUUCUCCUUACAACAAAAUUUUUGAAUUUUCCUACUCCAUCGGUGGUCAGCCAUGCUUGAUGCUGAUGACUUCUGUCACUGGGCAUUUGAUGGAGAUGGACUUCGAGGAUCAGUAUCGCAAAUGGCACUCAUGCGAUCCUGCUGUUUUGUAUCAAGCACCUAUACGAAAGCGAGUACCGGAGGAUAAACUGGCCCUGCAAAGGACUUUGCAAGAGGAGGCCAGGCGAUGUCAAAGGUUGGUUCUAUGGCUCGAUUGUGAUCGAGAAGGCGAAAAUAUUGCGUAUGAGGUUGUGGAGGUCUGCCAGGGCAGCAAUCCCAGACUUGAUAUUUGGCGAGCUCACUUUUCAGCCUUGAUCGAAAGGGAUAUACACCACGCUGCUCAGCAUCUUGGUCGACCCAAUAAAAUGUUUGCGGAUGCAGUGGACGCCCGCCAGGAAAUAGAUUUACGCAUCGGCGCAUCUUUCACUCGCUUCCAGACAAUGCUGCUGAAAGAUUCUUUCAUACUUCCUUAUGCAGACGAAGAAAGGAAGAUGGUGCUUAGCUACGGUCCAUGCCAGUUUCCAACGUUGGGGUUCGUAGUGGAGCGAUAUUGGCAAGUCCAAGCACAUGUUCCGGAAGAAUUUUGGGCCAUAAAUUGCUCCUACAGUGCAAAUGAGGGUUCUUGUCAAUUUGUGUGGAUGCGCGGAAGAUUAUUUGAUCACCUGGCUGCAUCUGUCAUCUACGAGAUGUGUUUAGAAGACUCAACCGCCACGGUUAUUCAAGUGACCGGUCAAGAAACUCGUAAAUUUCCACCUUGUCCUCUAAACACGGUGGAGCUGCAAAAACGAUGCUCUCGAAACUUCCGCAUGGGUUCCGAACAGAUUAUGAAGGUAGCUGAGGAGCUAUAUCAAUCGGGCUUCAUAAGUUAUCCAAGAACUGAGACAGAUUCCUUCAGCGAGAAUACUGACCUUCAGGCCAUGGUACUGGCUCAAACUGGACAUAGCACCUGGGGGGCAUAUGCUCAGCGUCUUCUGGAUCCAGCAUCCAACCUCUGGCGACAACCCAGUAACGGAGGUCAUAAUGACAAAGCUCACCCUCCUAUUCAUCCUACCCGCUUUUCGGAAGGUGAAUCGAACUGGUCGCAUGAUCAUCGAAGGGUCUAUGAGCUGGUCGUCCGCCACUAUCUGGCAUGCGUAUCACAGCCAGCCAUUGGUUACAAAUCGACGGCAAGUAUAGAUAUUGCCGGAGAAACGUUCACAGCAACCGGACUCAUGAUAACAGCUAAAAACUAUCUCGAAGUAUACAUAUAUGAUUCAUGGGGCACGUCAACGCUCCCCACAUUCGAGAUAGGCCAGCAGUUCGUUCCGGACAGCUUAACUCUCGAUUCGGGAAUGACCAUGCCUCCUCCACUACUGAGUGAAGCUGACUUGAUCAGCCUAAUGGAUAAGGCUGGAAUUGGUACAGAUGCUACAAUGCACGAUCACAUUAAGAAGAUUCUGGAUCGUCGCUAUGCUACAAAAGACGCCAAUACGCGAUUUUCUCCAACAAACCUUGGUGAAGCUUUGGUCAUGGGUUACGAUUCAAUGGGGUAUGAAUUGUGGAAGCCUUAUUUGCGAGCAAUGAUGGAGAAUGAUAUGAAAGCUGUGAGCGAAGGGACGAAAAGCAAGGAUGUGGUGUUGGCCUCAUGUCUGCAGCAGAUGCAAGACUGCUUUCUCGAUGCAAGACAAAAGAAAGAGAAACUUUGUGAAGCCAUGGAGCUCUUUUUUGAAAGAGCUCAAGGAGGAAGGACACAAGGAGGCGAAGCAAUUGGAGAAUUUGUUCGCUGUUGCCCUACAUGUCAACAGUCCAAUAUGCUUUUGAAGAAGAGACAGGAUGGCAACUAUUUCGUGAGCUGCUCAGGAUAUCCCCUAUGCAGAGAUGUUGUUUGGCUCCCAAAUGCCAUUUCAGAGGCAUCUGUACAAAGUCAAGCUUGCGAGGUUUGUGGGCCAGGUCAAGUUUUCAAAAUCAGAUUCAAAUUCAGGAGGGCCGAAAUCCCCCCGCAGUACAGUACGGAUUACACAGGUUGUGUAGGCGGGUGUGAUGACAUCUUGAAAGAAAUUAUUGAGAUGUGUGGAACAGGCUCUCGGCCUUCAGCUGGAGGGAUUAGAAGUGGUGGAUCGAAUUCGUCUGUAACUAACCGAAGAACAGGGCAAGGAAACGCCACGAACUAUUCAACUGAGGGAAGUAGUGGACGUGCGUGCUCUAAUUGUGGGCAGCUUGGGCAUUACUCCACUGAUUGUCCCCGGGGACAGGGUCAAGGUAGCGGCCGUCGUCAGAGUGGGAGCACAGCGGCAGGUUCGAACGAAGAUAUACGGUGCAGUUGCAACGAACAGUGUGUAUUGCUGACAGCUAAUACUGAGGCUAACCGUGGCCGCCAGUUCUACGGAUGCCCUUCACGAACCUGUGGUUUUUUCUUGUGGGAAGAUGCUGGUCAAAAUUCCGGAAGGGUUCCACAAUCCACUGUCACGCGUAGGAGUAAUUCUUUCAGCGGUUCGACGAAUACUAGAGCCCAAAGCGGGCAAGGUGUGUCACGAGCUAAUGGCAGCAGAGGACGUGGGAGAACCACGAUCAGUACCACUAAUCGCACCAGCCAAACCAGUAGCAGAGGUAGAAGAGGUCAGUCCUCAGGGAGGGCAAACCAAGGGAGUACAAACUCGGAAAGAGGAAGUUGUUAUAUAUGUGGAGAUUCCUCACACUGGUCUAAUACAUGCCCUUCAAGGAACUGAGGUAUAACUUUCUCGUUUGUGACAGAGAAUCUCUAUCUGCCUAAAUUUCUUACUUCGAGUAGACAGCUCUUGGCGAGCACUGCUGACUUCAUUGUUCGGGUUUCACACCUUUUAAAAUAGAUGGUUUAGUCAGGGAGAACUCUUUACUCAACUAGAGGUAAUCUUAGGGAUGCUGAGGUUAUAGGGUUUUGAUCUAACAUGUUCCAACAUGUCCGGAAAUUGUAAUUCUGAAUGCAUCCUCGAGAUACUUCUGAAGUUUACUUCGUUUCUUAACAAGAGGGG